This is a messenger RNA of Macadamia integrifolia, 346 nucleotides long. Its product is annotated as small polypeptide DEVIL 22-like. Gene Ontology annotation, biological process: negative regulation of cell population proliferation. The transcript has a single exon. The coding region runs from base 33 to 212 and encodes 59 amino acids. The record is from RefSeq and is a predicted model, not a curated record. Lineage: Eukaryota; Viridiplantae; Streptophyta; Magnoliopsida; Proteales; Proteaceae.
GGUGUUGUGAUCUUUGAUCAACAGCAACCAAUAUGGUUCAAGUUGAGCAACUCCAACAACAUGGUAAGUGUGUUCGUGCUCGCUCGAAGAAAAGUGUGCAUGGCUUCUCUAGCAGGUGUGCCUCUCUGGUGAAAGAGCAACGGGCCAGAAUUUAUAUACUUCGACGCUGCGCAACCAUGCUUUUGUGCUGGUACAUCCAGGGUGAUGAUUGAUCAUUAGAGGGGAGGGGACCCCUUUAUUGUCCCAAGUAUUGUUCCUUCCUGUUUCUCUCUGAUUGGGUACUUCGGAUUUCCUUCCCCGUUAUUCCCCUCCUCCUGAAAUAGCUCACUAUGUUCAUUUGUUGCGU